AGAUAGGAAUUAAAUGUUGUUCACGAAGCCCAUAAAUGCCGGUGAGAGUUACCCAUUCAGAAUUAAGGAGUUUGGAGAAGUUCAACUCAGGCAUCUCGAGGCUGCAACGAGUGCAUUGUCUGGCUUACACGCAAUAGCUUUCUGUUUGGAGGAUGAGUUUUGGCAGCUUUAUCCCUGUUGGAAGCUUCCGUAAUCAAGAAAACUGCCAGGCGUCAAACAGGAUGGACGCGUCUCGGUUGCAGUUUGCUUCAAAACCAAAACAAAGGACUGUGCUCGGCGAAUUGAGUGAAAACGAACAGUACAGCCGGUUCCACGGUCAGGCUGGCCUACACUCCAAGCAUGGAUCAGGUUUGGAAAAUGCAUUCCCAGCAGUCUCGUUGACUAGCAUCCCGUCCUGUCGCUCCAGUUCUAGCUUCGAUGUUUAUGUCGACGAACCGAAUGAGGUCGUACUACCGGUCACCAACGCGAUGGUGGCACCAGGGCCUCUGUUGCUCGAGGAGGACAUGGCUGCUAUGCAGCACAAAGAUUUUAGACUCUUCUUGGAACUUAGUGCAGGAUCCUGUAUGGAUGCCUCUAUGCGAUCUCAGCCAGAGGACGAACCUUCGAGUGCCCAUGACGUCCUUACUGUGGCAGAAUAUGCUGAGGACAUUCAUCAACACUUGCGAGACCGUGAAGUGAAAUUCAGGCCAAAGCCUGGCUACAUAAAGAAGCAGCCGGAUAUCACCAACAGCAUGCGGGUUGUGCUGGUGGACUGGCUGGUGGAGGUCGGGGAGGAGUACAAGCUGUGCGCCGAGACCAUUUAUCUGGCGGUGAACUACAUGGACCGCUUCCUGUCCUGCAUGUCCGUUCUCAGGGGGAAGCUGCAGCUCGUGGGAACGGCUGCCAUUCUCCUGGCUGCGAAGUACGAAGAGAUCUACCCUCCGGAUGUGGACGAGUUUGUGUACAUCACGGAUGACACGUACACGAAGAAGCAGCUACUGCGGAUGGAGCACCUGCUUCUCAAGGUCCUCUCCUUCGACAUGACCGUUCCCACAACCCAUCAGUUCCUCAGGCAGUUCAUGGUCACCGAACCAGUUUGCACCAAGACUGAGAACCUGGCUCUGUAUGUUGCGGAGCUAAGCUUGCUGGAGGUUGACCCUUUCCUGCUACAUGUUCCGUCCAAGGUUGCUGCAGCAGCCUACUGUCUCGCAAACUACACUAUGAACAAGGCCUUAUGGCCCGACUCCCUGUACGCAUUCACCGGCUACUCCUUGGCGGAAAUCGCUCCCUGUCUGAAGGAUCUCCAUAAACUGUACCUGGGUGCUGAUUGCCGCCCCCAGCAGGCCAUCAGGGAGAAGUACAAGAGCUCAAGAUAUGGCAGUGUGUCACUCCUUGGUCCUCCAAGGUCCCUGCCUAUUCAAUGAUGCAAAGUGGACUUUCAAACACGAACUCUCAGCGCUUACCUGUUCUCUGGACACUGAACCCAUGAGGCAAAUGGGACUCAUGGGAAAUUUUUAAUAUUUUUAAAUUGCAUUUUUAAGACCUUGUAUAGACUCUAUCCUAGGUAGAUCCUACUGGUAGCUAUCAAGUAACAAUUUUUAAACUUUUUUUUUUUUUUUUCUAAAGCUAAGUAUUUGUAACCUGCUUCUGACCCCUGUACUGUGUUAAUGUGGUGUGGAUGUAUUUGUCAGCUGAUCAGUUCAGUCUCCGUCUGUGGAAACGGGUGGUUUUUAAUCCAUUUGCCUGCUGUCCUGAAUUUGCUAUACAAUCAUUUUUGGACUGAAACUGCUGAAUGGAAUUAUGAAUUUGAACCUGUACACUGUUUACAAUGUGAUUAAAGAAGCAAGUAACACUA
Molecule: messenger RNA, 1834 nt
Organism: Anguilla anguilla (European eel)
Lineage: Eukaryota; Metazoa; Chordata; Actinopteri; Anguilliformes; Anguillidae
Gene: ccna1
Product: cyclin A1
Exons: 9
Coding region: 153-1403 (416 amino acids)
Biological process (GO): mitotic cell cycle phase transition; regulation of cyclin-dependent protein serine/threonine kinase activity
Cellular component (GO): cyclin A2-CDK2 complex; nucleus; cytoplasm
Molecular function (GO): cyclin-dependent protein serine/threonine kinase regulator activity
Source: RefSeq, a predicted model, not a curated record